GCUAAGUAGAACUACUAAUUGCACUUGCGGAAACUGAAGAGAAGGAACUUCCGUAUUGAUAUCUCCCCGACUCACUUCCUAGUUCCUAACCGUCCCUUUCUUUCUUGAAGUGCGAACAGUACAGUCCUCUUACAACACCAGAAAAAUCACAUCACCUCCCUUUUGCUUUGAUUUCCUUCUUCUUCUUUAUUUUCUUCUAGGGUUUCUUCUUGAAAGCUGAAAUGGGUUCUACUUCAACAUCAUCAUCUUCAAAGAUUUCUUGCUUUCAAUGUGAAGAGACCAGCUCCAGCUUUGACCAUUUCAGAAAUGGCUGGCGCCUUCGCAGUGGCGAGUUUGCUCAGCUCUGCCCCCGCUGCGCUUCCAUUUAUGAGGAAGGAAAGUUCUGUGAGGCUUUCCACUCAAACGAUGAUGGUUGGAGGGAUUGUGAAUCUUGUGGUAAGUUGGUCCAUUGUGGAUGUAUUGUCUCAUUUAAUGCAUAUUUGCUGUUGGAUUUUGGUGGAGUAAUCUGCAUGGAGUGCUCAAGGAUUAAUUUUGCUCUGGCACGAAGCAGAUGCCUGUUUCUUGAAGGUCAGCCAGAUAUCACCAGGCAAACUGUCAUAGAGCCUCAAUACCGGCCUCGAAGCAGUGAGAUGGAAGUGCAACAGAUAUCCAGAAAUUUUGAAUGUGUGGUCACUCCUUUAUUUUGAGAAACUG
Coffea eugenioides is the source of this 693-nucleotide messenger RNA. RefSeq names its product B3 domain-containing transcription factor VAL3-like. The record is from RefSeq and is a predicted model, not a curated record. The transcript is spliced from 5 exons. NCBI's taxonomy places the organism in Eukaryota, Viridiplantae, Streptophyta, Magnoliopsida, Gentianales, Rubiaceae. The coding region runs from base 222 to 686 and encodes 154 amino acids.